This is a messenger RNA of Sesamum indicum (sesame), 1225 nucleotides long. NCBI's taxonomy places the organism in Eukaryota, Viridiplantae, Streptophyta, Magnoliopsida, Lamiales, Pedaliaceae. The record is from RefSeq and is a predicted model, not a curated record.
UCUCUCUCUCUCUCUCUCCUUCAACCUCCAUUUCCCUCUUUCAGUUCAGAUGGUGGGAUUAUGUUUUGUUGAGAUGUCAUUUUGAUUUUUUCUUUCUUCAGAUAUCAUUUUAUUGUUGUUGUUGGGCGGCUUCUGAUCUGGGGAAGAUGGAUAAUUCUGAGUCGUCACAGAGUGUGAGGGUUGCAGUCAAUAUUAGGCCGCUUGUUACUUCUGAGCUUCUUGUGGGAUGUACUGACUGCAUUACUGUCUAUCCCGCUGAAAAGCAGGUUCAAAUUGGAUCUCAUGCCUUCACAUUUGACAACAUCUUUGGUAGUAGGGGAAGCCCGUGUUCAUCAAUAUUUGAUGAAUGUGUUGUUGCUCCUUUAGUUGAUGCCUUGUUUCAUGGCUAUAAUGGCACUGUACUUGCAUAUGGCCAGGUAUUCAGUUUAACUACUUGAUCAAGAUUUUCAAUGUUUUGUCAUCUUAAUCAUAAGGUGUUUCCAACUAUUGUUAUUAGGGUUUAGGGUUAAGGGUUUUGGGUUUAGGGUUGGGGUCUAGGGUUUUAGGGUUUAAGGUUUAGGGUUUAGGAUUUCUUUUUUUUUUUCCGAAAUAGGGACUUGCCGGGUUCCCCAUCCCAUCUAAUAAAACGAGAAUGUACAAUUGUUUUUGUACAAUGAUUAGGAUCCUACACAAUAAGAGAGCCCAAAAAAUAUGACAACUAAACCCCCAUCACCCAAGUAAACGGACAACAAUUUUUCUCUCUCUAGAAACCCCUCUCUGAAAUGGAGAAGAAGGUGCGGUCGACGAUUAAGAGAAAUUCCACCCAUCAACAUUCGCAGGAAGUUUGAGUGGAGAAGAAAUUUCACCUACUUCAACCCAUCAACAUUCGCAGGAGGAUUGAGAAAUAGAAAACAACAGAACAACACCUCACCAACCCCCACGCGACUCUCACCUACCCCCACGCGCACAGUUACAGAACAAAACAGGUAUGACUUCUUCUUCGGGCGUGGAGUGGUGAACUGGAGAGGCAACAGGCGGCGCCGAUGAUUCGUAAGGCAUGGCGCUGCUUACUAACGACGACUACUGAACUUCUGGCCGGAAAAUGUACUGAGGAGGGGUCAUCGGCGGCGAGGGAAGGAACUGUGCAAAAUUUUUCUGUUGGUGCGUCCUUCUCGUCUGAUAAUUUGAAGAGUCCGGCAGAAGUUAAGCCGUCAGUGACUGAAAUUGCACAGACAACUCCUUUAAA